This is a messenger RNA of Diutina rugosa, 1974 nucleotides long. RefSeq lists its product as uncharacterized. Lineage: Eukaryota; Fungi; Ascomycota; Pichiomycetes; Serinales; Debaryomycetaceae. Gene Ontology annotation, biological process: amino acid transmembrane transport. Bases 1 to 1974 code for a protein of 657 amino acids. The transcript has a single exon. Gene Ontology annotation, molecular function: amino acid transmembrane transporter activity. The record is from RefSeq and is a predicted model, not a curated record.
AUGAGCCUACCUGACCGCUCCGACUCGGCGCUGCCGACGCCGCUGGCAGCACCGCCGGCGCCAUUAGCGCUGGUGGUGGCGCGCCACUUACCGCAAGACCACCUCCAUCAACCAGGUGGCGACAUCGCCCACCAGAUUAUUAGCGACGCCCGCGGCGCCAACGCUCAUUCCGCUACUAAUAGCGCCGCCAUUAACGGCAACUACGGCGCCAUUAGCGCCAUCACCGGAGCCGCAGCCGUCGCGGGCGGUACAGGCGCUAAUGGCGCCGAUCUGAGCGACGGGCGCAGCGUCCACUCGUCGGCGCCGCUGGCGCCGCUGCUGGUGCGCCGGUCGCUGCUGUUCAGCGCCGUCCACGACGCCCACCGCCGCGAGCUGACGGCGCUGGAUAUCAACGUCGUCGGCGGCUUCCGGCGGGACUUUUUGGUGAAUAAAUACCGCCAGCACCACCGGCGACCGCCGACGUUUUUAGCGGAGAAUUUCCUUCAGUUUUUACUGCUUUACGGCCACUUUGCCGGGGAAACGCUUGACGAUGAUGACGAUGAUGAUGACGUAAGUGAAGAUGGCCAUUACGUAAGCAGUCCCCCCGACGACCUGAGCGUAUUUGAUGAUACCGACGAGACGCUGGCAUUGUUAACAGCACCGCCAUUACCUCCGGGGGUGCCUAAUUUAACUCCUAGCCACCAACGCAUCGCCCUGUAUAGUCGCCACUCACCAGCCACUGGUGGCGCUACCAUGUCAAGUGGCGCAGCACGGGCGGCAGCACGGGCGCUGGUGGCUAAGACCUAUUUCCUCGUAUUUAAACUGCUUGUCGGUCUGGGCGUGUUAUUCCUUCCUCGUGCGUUUUAUAACGGUGGUUUAGGCUUUUCCAUCGUCACGUUAACCGUGUUUGGCGUCAUCACUAGUUUCUGCUAUAUGGUGCUUAUUGGCGCCAAACGGGCUACGGGAUUGGCUCUGUUUGGUGAGUUAGCCUAUUCUACCUAUGGCGCCCCCUUGAAAUGGUGUGUUACAGCCCUGAUUGUCGUGUCUCAGGUGGGGUUUGUCGGAACUUAUUUAUUAUUCACUUCCGAAAAUAUCGGCGAGUUUUUGCGUUACCAUCUUGGGGAAAGGGCUCCGGGCCUGUGGGCGAUCUUUGUCGCUCAAUUUAUCAUCCUUGUACCCUUAGUAUUGAUCAGAAACAUCGCUAAACUUUCGCUUGUGCUGAUGGUGCUGCUGGCGUGUAUUGUCAUUGGUCUAGUGAUCAUCACCUAUUUCUGCUGUGCUCAGUUAGUUGACCACGGGUUCGGGCCUAAUAUUCGUCAAUUUAACCCUCAGAGCUGGACAAUGCUUGUGGGAGUGGCAGUAACCGCUUUUGAAGGUAUUGGCCUUAUAUUACCGAUAGAACUGGCCAUGUCGCAACCAGAACGGUUUCCCGAAGUGCUCGCGGUACUGAUGCUGGUAAUCACGGCGUUAUUUGUCGGUGUUGGCACAUUAGGGUAUACUGCGUUUGGCGAUAAAGUAGCUCUGAUCAUCAUAUUAAACCUCCCCGGGGGCUCGUUUUGGGUCCAGUUGAUUAUGGUAUUAUACAGUGUGGCAGUGGUACUCACCGCUCCAUUGCAAUUGUUCCCCGCGAUCCGUAUUGGCGAGCUGGUACUCUUCCACCCGAGGCGUAGUACCACUACGGGGAGGCUUUAUACUCCACUGGGGAAACGCAAUCCGCAAGUGAAAUGGCGGAAAAACUUAUUCCGGGUGGUGGUGCUUGUCGCCGUGUGUGCUGUCGCCUACGCCAACGCCGAUAACAUUGACAAGUUUGUCAGUAUCAACGGGUGCUUUGCCUGUAUCCCCUUGGUGUACAUCUACCCGCCGCUUAUUCAUAUCCGCACCAUAAACAAACAGAGGCGGGAGAGGACGUGGGUGUAUUACUGCGACUACGUGGUGGUGGCAUUGGGAGGGUUGGUGAUGGCGUACUCGGCCUACCAGCUCUUCUUCCUCAACUAG